This is a messenger RNA of Carya illinoinensis, 2769 nucleotides long. RefSeq lists its product as uncharacterized. Gene Ontology annotation, biological process: protein phosphorylation. Lineage: Eukaryota; Viridiplantae; Streptophyta; Magnoliopsida; Fagales; Juglandaceae. The transcript has 4 exons. Gene Ontology annotation, molecular function: ATP binding; protein binding; protein kinase activity. The record is from RefSeq and is a predicted model, not a curated record. Bases 40 to 2769 code for a protein of 909 amino acids.
CUCUCUCUCUCUCUCUCUCUCUCGUCCCGCGCGACCUCCAUGAUAGAACCACCUGUUCUAUCUCGGCGAAGGAGGCCAAGUAGCAAUCGAACCUCCAAGAAGGUCAGGCUUGUUUGCAGCUUCAAUGAUUCGUUCCAGACCAGACCGCCCUCGGGAAAGCUUCAGCACCCGGGCGUUGAGAACCGAAUAAUCUCCGUCGACCGCUCCAUCGGCUUCUCAAAGCUCCGGUCUAGGAUUUCGGAUCUUCUCCCCACCUCCCGCUCUCUUUCCUUCUCCAUCAAAUACCAGCUUCCCCAAAGCACCUCCACUGACGUCCCUAUCCUCGUCUCCGUCGCCUCCGACGACGACGUUCACUGCAUGAUGGAAGAGUACGACAAGCUCGAGCUGUACGGUAAGCACACCAGGCUUUGGCUCUUCGUUUGUACCGAUGAUAACGACAACGUCAGUGGCUUUGAUGAGGUGGGCGGUAAUUUUCUUGUGACUUGUUCGGAAAGUGACUGUGUGUGUGGGAAAAACAUGGUUUGUCGUGUGAAGAGUGUCAGUGGUUUUGAGGCUCCAAGCUGUGAGAGUGAGAACCAUAUUUCUGGAGGAGGUCAGUUCGAUGGUAAGGUGGCCAAGAAUGUAGUGACAUAUGGGGAUGAUUCGCUUCGGAAAAAGGUGUUGAAAGAACAGUUGUUAGCAAAACAUUCGGAUUAUAUUGAUGGGACCGCAUGUGGUAUUUCUAGUAGGGAGAACCAGAAAUGUGAUCCACCAUUGAUAGAUCUGGCCCCUGAGCCCCAAGUUUCAACGAGAUGUAAUAGUAUGAAUCGUGGUUUUGAGGACCGUUAUAGAGUUGAUAUGCUAGGUAAUAAAAUAGGGAGCAUCAAAUUGCCGGAGAGUGAGAAUUAUGGGAAUCCACUUGAGUUUCCGGAUUCUCACUUGCAUCCUCUGUAUCAAUGUGUGGAGACUAGCAGUUCUGUGCCCUUUUUUUCAGGGCAGUAUAGACUUUUAGGGUGUAACGUGGUUGGGGUGAAUGCUGCGGUCUCUAGUCAGACAGUUGCAACCGCAGGAAGAUUUUCAAGGCAAUCGAAUGGUCCCUGUAUGGGUUCGACUUGUAAUGGUAGCAAUGCUAGUCAAGAGUUGGGGAAUAUUGAGCAGGCUCUGAGGAGUAUAUUGAACAGGGAGAACAUUAUGCCAAGGGAGGCCAAUUGUCAUCUGUGUAAUGAUCAUUGGCUUAGGAGUGCUUAUCCUCUGAGGUCUUCGUGUAUAGGUGAAAGCUUUUCGGGUGGCUUACAUCGCGGCAUACGUAACCUUAGGUUUGGUGUAUAUGAUACUAGAAAUCAGCGAAUUAGUUCAUACCAUGUACGUAACCAUAGGCACAAUCCAGUCGAGAUGGGUAGCCAUCGGACUGUUAAAUUGGAUGGAAGAAUUCCCGUGGGGAAGUUCUACCAUGGGCUGAGACCGAAUUCGAUCAUCUCAAAGCAGGGUCAGUCUCUGAGGUUUUGUUAUCCCAAUUUUUUCAAACCGUGGUCUGGUUUCUCUGACCAAGCAUUAGAAGGAAGGACGAACACGAUGGAUCCUGUCUUCAAUGAAGUGAUUCCAUCUAUUACUGUCCAGUAUGGAAAUGAGAAAUUAAGAGAGCAGGAUGGCCCUGAAAUUUCACAAUACAGAGAAUGCAGUCCUGAGGAAUCUCAUUUAGCUUACCAUGGUUCAUGUGCCCGUAGUGAGAGUCCUUUGUCACCUGUGAUGACUGUUGACGGUCGGGAAAAUCUCUCCACUUGUUCUAAUUGUAUGGAGCCGUAUCAAGCUCUGUAUGAAAGUUUUCAUGGAAUAUCCGCAAGUUGGCAGCCCAUUGCUUGUGAUCUUGAGAAGAAACCGCUCCUUAUUGAUGAACAGAAGGUGAUCAACAUCUCAAGUCUUUCAAAUAACACAGGUCACAGCAAUGAAACAGUAUUCGGGUGCAAUAAUAAGCGACAAGGUGUGGAAGCAGGCUUUAGCUCAUCGAUCAGUUAUAGAAAUGGCUCUGAUAACUUUCAAGGUGGAGUUGCAUCUUCUAUGAAUGUUUGUUUUUAUAACCUUUCAUUGUCAUCAUCCAAAGAAAUCGAACAUUCUGCUCUCUUGUCUCAUGGUACCAGCAAUGUUAUUGACGAUUUGCUAAUACAUCGAUCAAAACUUGUGGAUCUUAUGGGUGAAGGACAAUUAAGCACCCAUGCCCAAGUUGAUGAAUCAAAUGGAUUUGCACCUAAUUCUUCCUCGCAGAAUGAAGACAAAAUGGCUAAGGAUCACGUCAAUGAAGAUGAUGUUCACCAAUACCCUUCAUCUGGUUCAAGUGUUGAUGAAAAUGCUGACAAUAAUGAAAGUCGCAAGUGCUCUAAGGUAACUGGUGGAAUCACUAGUGAGCUGGCUGUAUUUUAUACUCAUCUAGCCAGGAGAGAGCUUCAGACUAUUAGAAAUACUGACCUUGAAUAUAUAAGGGAGCUUGGUUCAGGCACAUAUGGAACUGUUUUCUAUGGAAAAUGGAAGGGCUCUGAUGUUGCCAUUAAGAGGAUAAAUACAAGUUGCUUCACUGAAGUCUCCUUGGAAAAGGACCGAUUGGUUGCAGACUUCUGGAAGGAAGCUCACAUCCUGGGUGAGCUUCACGAUCCAAAUAUUUUGGCAUUUUAUGGAGUAGUUACAGACGGACCCAUGACAAAUUUGGCAACAGUGACAGAAUACAUGGUCAGUGGUUCCCUGAAACAAGUUUUACGAAGAAAAGAUCGGUAUGGUGCUCAUCUUGUUUUAAUGGUGUAA